AUGACUUUUCUACUCAAUUCCGUCUUACGCUGCUUUGGACCGCGCUCUCAGCCAUGUCGGAUGCCAGAGCCUCAUGCUCCAGUGCGGAAGCCAAACGCUUCAGGAAGUCGAGUUUCGCAAAAUAUUUGGGAUAAGCCAUCUUGGUUCACCAAAUCCAGGGCAGAUUGUUACUCUCCAGACGCCGUCGUUUCAAAGCUCUCGCCGCCUCUGGGGUUGAACAAUCCUCCUGCGCUCUUAUGUCUGCCGGUCGAGCUUCUCCAGGAAAUCCAGAGCUACCUACCGAUAAAGUCCAAAGUGGCAAUGUCGAUAACGUGCAAGUACCUUUUGCACGUUCUUGGAUGCUCGUCGUGGAUUCAUGUUGGUCCAGGCGUCCGCUGGCAAAGCAACUUUUUGUACCAUCACACUAGCAGCUGGGACGCUGCGGCCGUUGCCGACAUGGGCCGGAAAAUAUCAGCACGUGUUGAGUUUCUUGAACUGCUUCUACGGGACUGCAACAAUCUGUACUAUUGCAUUAGCUGCAAAAUCCUACAUACAUGCCCGCCUCCACCAACCAAGUUUCGACCGGAUGACCAGGACAAACGGUCUUGUUUCCUUGAAGAGGGUGUGGUGGACUGGCUUCCCAUGGAUGAUAAGAACAGAUACGUUCUUGUGUCGGUGCAUUUCGAUCGGGCGCUUCGUACGGACAAUUACUUAAAGAAACUAGAGGCAGAGUACACCGUAGAGCAUAGGAAGAUGGAGCGACUUAUAACGCACACAGUGACGUGUGGUGCGCAGCAAGUUAGCGCAUACUUGGUCUUCAAGCACGAGCAUCGUUUCGCCAGCGAGGACCUGAACGCGGAAGACAUUCUCGACUCCGAUCUCACGAUAUGCCCCCACUUGACCACUAGAACGCCGCCGUGGUCAAAGAAUGAAAAAAAGCUCUCUACAGAGGAUGUUUACCCUCAGCGGUUAUGGAUGAUUACUGGAAACAGUCCCAUGCUAACGUACGCGAUCAACAAGGCGUUCCCGAAGAGCAAAAGGUGCAGCGAUGCGCUGACGAGGCGCAAAUUCCGACCUGCGUACGCGAGAGAAGAGAUGCAGAUGCACAUGGAACGCGUGCCUAGUGAUUUUUGGCGGUGCAGAAGCUGCCCGACAAAGUUUCGGGUGGAGUACACGGACGGCAAGGGGCUGAUCGUAACUGUGUAUCACAACAUGAGAACGGACAGGGGCCCGAACUACUGGUCUUACUUCGUGAGAGGAUCACCGAUGAACGAUGAGUUCAGCAGCCUAAGUAAAACGUUCCCUGACUUCGACUGUGAGGUUGAACAAGCAUGACGGGGCACUUGAUUCUUCAAGAGUUGGACGUGUUUCUCCCGUGGCGCAUGCCAAGCUAAUUCAGCAGCAUCUAAAAGGUGCCAUUAGACGUUACCGAAUGCCUUGUUCAGUUCCUCCUCGAACCUUGCAUCAUCCCUCAUAACUUGCUCCCAGUCCAACUCGCACCUUGGCCCGUCGUCCUCAAUCCUUCUUCCCCACUCAAUCUCGCCGUUCAAUUGGCCUCGCCCCUUGACGUAAUCGAAAACUCUAUCCAGAACCCCCAAGAACUCCUCGUAGCUGCUGUAGCCCUCCAGAUUUUCAAAGAACAGCAGAUCCCACCGACGGUUGCUCGCGCAGCCCAGAUAAGCAUCGUCGCAGAUCUUCCACAGGCGGAU
This is a messenger RNA of Verruconis gallopava, 1688 nucleotides long. RefSeq lists its product as uncharacterized. Gene Ontology annotation, molecular function: protein binding. Lineage: Eukaryota; Fungi; Ascomycota; Dothideomycetes; Venturiales; Sympoventuriaceae. The record is from RefSeq and is a predicted model, not a curated record. Bases 1 to 1314 code for a protein of 437 amino acids. The transcript is spliced from 2 exons.